AUACAAAAUGGUCCGCGGAAUAAAAUGGGUGGACGAAGUCGUAGAAGACGCGCCUUAUGUAACGACGCUGGAAACUCUAGACAAGUACAACUGUGAUUUCUGUGUACAUGGAGAUGAUAUAACGCUCACAGCCGAAGGAGUAGAUACCUACCACUUAGUUAAAAAGGCAAACCGAUACAAGGAAGUUUCACGAACUGCCGGGGUGUCUACAACGGAUUUGGUCGGACGAAUGCUUCUAAUGACGCGUAAUCAUUUCAAACAAGGUGAUGACGAGUAUAGCGUCGAAAAAGAUGAAGACAUCAAGACCAUAGAUCAUUUAAUCAAGAAAAUUCAAAAUAAACUUGAAACCAAUACAGGCUCAUCCAAGCUCGGGCAGGACCACUCUGCACGGAGUCCGUGGACCGGAUGUUCUCAAUUCCUACCUACUACGCAGAAGAUUAUCCAAUUCAGCGAUGGUACACCGCCAAAACCAACAGACAAGAUCGUUUACGUUGCCGGUGCUUUCGAUUUGUUCCAUGUCGGACAUUUGGACUUUCUGGAAGAGGCUAAGAAAUUCGGCGACUAUUUGAUCGUCGGAUUGCACACGGAUCCGGUGGUGAACCAGUACAAGGGUGGAAACUACCCGAUUAUGAAUUUGCACGAGCGCGUUUUAAGUGUAUUGGCGUGCAAGUAUGUAAACGAAGUGGUCAUAGGAGCUCCCUAUUCGGUAACAAAGGAUUUGAUGGAGCAUUUCAACGUGGAUUUGGUGUGCCACGGGCAGACUCCGAUUGCAACCGAUAUUGGAAACAUCGAUCCGUAUGCCGUGCCGAAGCAAAUGGGCAAAUUUAUGCUCAUUGAUUCAGGAAACACAAUCACCACAGAAGACAUUGUCGAACGCAUCAUUCGGCAUAGGCUAGAAUUUGAAGAUCGCAAUACCAAAAAAGAAAAGAAGGAGAUUGAAGUGUUCGAAGCAAUGCAACGGGUAAAGCUGGCGGAGAAAAGCGGUUGACCAGACUAAUGAUAUACCCAUUGUAGCGGCAACUGUAGCUUCCCUGGGCAAACCCGAUUCACUCUAAAUUACACGUUACAUUCGACAAAUCGCUCCUACUGCUGUUGAGUUUCAACGAUAAAAGCAACAAUCCCAAGCCCACAGGCAUUGUUAACAGUUUGGCAGAUCGUUAAAAGUAUGCAGCAAUGCGCAAUUCUCACGUUAAUUAUCAAACUGCAGUCGAUAGAGUCGUCGCAGACCGAUGCAAAAGACGCCAAGUGUGGAGCACCACAAACUAGAAAGAUAACUAUGUAUAUUUUAGUGAUUGUAAUAUUUUUUUUAGUUGAAUUGUACAUGUUAUUUGUAAGCCUUAUUAUUUAAUUGUGGUUCAAUUUGUACUUGUUUUAAUAGUUUUUGCAACAAGUUCACAAUGGCUUUCCAGCAAUGGUCUUUUUCUUUAUUUUUGAGUCUGAACCACCACAGUUAAGUUUUCUGAUUUUUAUGCAGGAUUUUUUAUCGUUCAAAAGUUUUAAUAUCUAUAUCAAAGAGAGAAUCUCAAACCAGCAAAAAAAUACGACAUAAAAACAAAGAAGGUACGACUGUUUAAAAGGUUUUUUAUUUUUCAUUUCGAUAUUAGUAUGUAUUUGAAAGAUAAUGCUGGUUUGCUGCAUGAAUAAAAAGUGUUGUAAAUUUAUUGUAGUAGAUUAUCUUGUUUUCAUUUUUUAAUGAAAAUGAGUGCGGGUACUUUGAUUUAUAAAAGAUUGCGCUUAAUCUUCAAAAGACGAGAAAUGAAUGAAUAGACAAGAUAGGCAUGUCCAAAUGGUAUAGUUAAGUUAGACCGAGUCUGAUAAUCGGGAAAGUAACGGAUCAGUUUUGUCUCCAAAGUUUAGUAUACUUAUAUCAAACAGAUGUUCAGCAAAGAUGAUAGGAACAUUCCUAGGAAAACUUAAAAACCCAUUUGGUAAAAAAUGUGCAGAACUGGGUGAAUGAGUGUCCAUGAGGAAUAAAAUUCCUACUUCCCUUUAAAACCUAUCUUUCAAAGAACUACUUAGCAAAACAGCUUAAUAACCUAUCUAUACUUAAAUUUUGUGUUGAUAUCCACAAAUUGUAACGUUUCUCUAACAAAAUCUAAAAUAAACACUCUUAUUGCCUCUGUAUA
Messenger RNA from Aedes albopictus (Asian tiger mosquito), 2126 nucleotides. It is a transcript of the gene Pect, whose product is annotated as ethanolamine-phosphate cytidylyltransferase. NCBI's taxonomy places the organism in Eukaryota, Metazoa, Arthropoda, Insecta, Diptera, Culicidae. Gene Ontology annotation, cellular component: cytoplasm. Gene Ontology annotation, molecular function: ethanolamine-phosphate cytidylyltransferase activity. The record is from RefSeq and is a predicted model, not a curated record. Gene Ontology annotation, biological process: phosphatidylethanolamine biosynthetic process.